Molecule: messenger RNA, 3569 nt
Organism: Rhinolophus ferrumequinum (greater horseshoe bat)
Lineage: Eukaryota; Metazoa; Chordata; Mammalia; Chiroptera; Rhinolophidae
Gene: RPS6KL1
Product: ribosomal protein S6 kinase like 1
Exons: 12
Coding region: 184-1872 (562 amino acids)
Biological process (GO): protein phosphorylation
Molecular function (GO): ATP binding; protein kinase activity
Source: RefSeq, a predicted model, not a curated record
CUCAUCCGCAGCCAAUGGCCAAGAUGCACCGGCCAGACCCGUGUACCUGGCUGGUGGGCGCAAAGCCCCGGUUCCCGAUGUACGGUCGCCGGCGGGGGUGAAGGGGCGGUGGCCGCAGGGGUAGGUCAGGCCGCGCGGACCGAGCUCAGGGCUCGGGCAGGUUGCAGGCAUAGGCCUGCAGCCAUGAGCCUGGUGGCUUGCGAGUGCUCCCCCAGCCCUGGCCAGGAGACUGAGCCCUGCUCAAGAGCACGGUCCCAGGCUCGCGUAUACCUGGAGCAGAUUCGCAACCGGGUGGCUCCGGGGGCACCUGACAUGACCAAGCGUGACUACCUGGUGGAUGCAGCCACACAGAUCCGGCUGGCCCUGGAGCGCGAUGUCAGUGAGGAUUACGAGGCUGCCUUCAACCACUACCAGAACGGCGUGGACGUUCUGCUGCGAGGCGUGAACGUCGACCCCAACAAGGAGCGAUGUGAGGCUGUAAAGCUGAAAAUUACCAAGUACCUGCGGCGGGCAGAGGAGAUCUUCAACUGCCACCUGCAGAGGACACUGGGCAGUGGAGCCAGCCCUGGCACAGGUUUCAGUAGCCUGAGGCUCCGGCCCAUCCGCACUCUGAGCUCUGCCCUGGAGCAGCUGAGGGGCUGCAGGGUGGUCGGGGUCAUCGAGAAGGUGCAGCUGGUCCAGGACCCAGCGACUGGAGGGACCUUCGUGGUGAAGAGCCUGUCCAGGUGCCACGUGGCGAGCCGGGAGCGGCUGACCAUCAUCCCGCAUGGCGUCCCCUAUAUGACCAAGCUGCUGCGGUACUUCAUGAGCGAGGACUCCAUCUUCCUGCACCUGGAGCACGUGCAAGGGGUUAAGCAUCUUUUUGGGCCAGAUUGGGAGGCUGGGUCCUCUUUAGGAGGCACUCUCUGGUCCCACCUGCUCUCCCAGGCCCACCCCCAACAGUCUGGGCUCAGGUCUGGCUCCAGCCUGGAAAGGAUCAAGGCUCAGCUCAACUCCCACCUCAGCCUCCGGACCGCAACACGGCGGCUCCCAGGCCACACCUACCUGCAGGACAGAGUCCCCCUGGAGCCUCUGCAGACUUGUCGGAGCCUUCUUUUAGCCAGGGAGGCCCCAUCUGUCAGACCCCAGAGAGAGGCUGAAGGUGAACCCUCAACCAGGACCAGCACCUGCUCCUUGGAUCUCCCAAAGGCCCCUGGCGGCCUCCUGAACCUCCAGUCCAGGCGAAGACCUGGCCAGAACUUGGACACAGGGUCCCCUUCGGGGCUCCCUUGGGUUCGCGAGGGGGCCAGCCGGGUGCUGGGGGGCUGUGGCUGUGGUAGAGGACGGAGCCGCACCUCAGUGGAUGAGGCCAGCCUGGGGUCUUCCUGGAAUGUGAGGGAAGAGCAGGUGAAGCAGUGGGCGGCCGAGACACUGGUGGCACUGGAGGCGCUGCACGAGCAGGGAGUGCUGUGCCGGGACCUCAAUCCCCGGAACCUGCUCCUGGACCAGUCAGGUCACAUCCGGCUCACAUAUUUUGGCCAGUGGUCAGAGGUGGAACCCCAGUGCUGCAUGGAGGCUUUGGACAAUCUCUACAGUGCCCCAGAGGUGGGUGGGAUUUCUGAACUGACCGAAGCCUGUGACUGGUGGAGCUUUGGGUCUCUACUGUAUGAAUUGCUGACUGGAACGGCCCUGUCCCAGAGCCACCCCUCAGGGAUCCAGCCCCACACCCAGCUCCAGCUGCCUGAGUGGCUCAGUGGCCCAGCAGCCUCCCUGCUGACUGAGCUGCUGCAGUUUGAUCCCACCCGGCGCCUGGGCGCUGGAGGAGGUGGAGCCAACAGACUCAAGUCACACCCCUUUUUCAGUACUAUCCAGUGGAGCAAACUGGUGGGGUAACAGGGGGUGGAGUGGGCCAUGGAAGCAGCUGGACUGCUCUGGAUCUCUUCUCUUCGCCGGUCACCCAGAGCUGGCCCCUCUAAUCAGUGGCCCUCCGCAAAGAAUGCUGGGCAGCUGCCUUCCCUGGUCAGCCGCCUCUCGGGCCUCAGAAGGCAUCACCACCACGUCCCUGGAGGUGCCCUGAGACUCCCCCAGCCAGCUCUUGGAGAAACCCUUUCUGGUCACUGCUGAGGGGGAGCAGGUCUCACCCUGCUAGGCAGCUUGGACCCCUCCACCCAUUCAUCCUCCACCCGUCAGUCAACAGAUACCUGUUGAGUGCACACCCUAUACCUUGAAAGCAGACCUACACGUUAAAGGGUGCCUUCUGUCACAUUAGCUCUGAACUACUGACCACCUGCUGAGCUGACUACGAGGUUUUGUGACUCGAUACCUGCCACGUUGUGCCCCACUUGUGACAUCUCUGGAGACUUAUCUCAGGAUACUGGUCCACUGGCUCAGUGGACUCAAACCAAGGCUGCCCUGGCUGGUCAUCUUAGCCACGCAGCUAGUGGGCUUCUUCCACAGGGGCUACUCCUGCAGGGGGUGGGGGAGGCCGGGGAAGCAGGGAAGAAGUCUGCGGUGGGCGUGGAGUGGGGGGGGUCAGGGUGAUCCAAACCCCCCUCCUGUCCAUGCCCCCUAUCUUGUGAUUUCAGACUUUGGAGAGCAAAAUGAAGGGAGGGCAGAAAAUAAGGAUAAGGAGGAAUGCACACCUUUGCCACAUAGAGCCAUUUUGGAAUAAAAAGGUCCAUUCCCCAGCUAGCCUACGGGUGUGGAGAGAGUGGGGAGCCUGCCCCAUGAAUCUGAGAGGAGACCACAAUGCAGCCUCCAGGCUGAAGCUGCUAAGACAAGUUGUACCCAUUAGGAUUCCCUUCUCAGGCAUUCGUCCUAUUUACCAUUUUGCAUUUUAGUCUUGAGGGCCCCCUCAAUUCACUGCCCACUGUGACUUCAUCCCCUUUUGAAAUGAGAACUCAAAAGACACAUGGAAUGAUUGCCCAAGCUUUUAGUCAGAAGCAAGACGUUUGUGGGGUAGUUACCCCCAAGGACAAUCCCCUCCCCAGGUUUGGGGGCCCUCUUAUUUCUCAGGACUCACCCUGUCACUGGGGUGUGGUACUUGAUAGAAACUUCCACAAGACCUCUGCCACCUCGGUGUUUCUGACACCACCAAGUGGCGCUUCUGACAUGUCCCUCUGUGAAGGCCCAGGCCCAACUCCGGGGGUGGGGACAUGUGCUGUGGAGGCCAGAAUGACUGGGGCAGAGGGGACACGGGAACACAGCUGAGCAUAGUCCUGGUUCCCUGGGGCUUGCCUGUAUCCGUCCAAUAAAGAUGUUGCCUAUGGUGUCUUUGCCUCAUUAAUGCUGGGAGUGGGGGAUCAGAAGUAUCCCCCAGAGAAGCUCUGGGAUAGUCAAGAGAGAGCUUGCAGUUUGCCAGGAAGUAGGAAGCAGGGCUGGUGGACCGGCAUGCCAACCUGUGCCCUGCAGAGCAGCUCUGAGCCCCAGGGGAAGUGCUGGCACGCAGGGGGCACUGAGCUCUGUGGUAAAUGUCUUGGAAGAGGGUGACGGUGCCUAGGGGGUUUGCUAGUUUAGUCCUCACGGUGACCCCUUGAGACAAUGCUGGCUCCUGUUCGGAGGUUAAUGACAGGCCCUGGUCACAGCCGAGU